Molecule: messenger RNA, 333 nt
Organism: Auxenochlorella protothecoides
Lineage: Eukaryota; Viridiplantae; Chlorophyta; Trebouxiophyceae; Chlorellales; Chlorellaceae
Exons: 2
Coding region: 1-333 (110 amino acids)
Source: RefSeq, a predicted model, not a curated record
AUGCUUGAUCUCAGGAGGAGCAGGGAUGCACCGCUGGAGGACCCGGCGGCUGUCUCCUGGGUGGCCCAGUUCAACGACUCCCUGCAGCAGGCCAGCCCACAGGCACCAUGGGGGGCCGCAGCGCAGCGACUGAUCGACACCCUGGAGCUGGAAUCCUUUGCGCCCAGCGCCUCGCACCCCGCCCCGGACCCCACCCUGCACCAGCUGGAAAGCGCGGUGUUGCAGGGCCUGCCCGGCGCCCUGGCCCCCCUGGCAGAGCGCCGCUGUGCCCUGGGCGACAGCCGGGGGGCCCUGCUGGUCCUGCAGAGGUGGGUGCCGGCCUGGUGCGAAUGA